Molecule: messenger RNA, 13122 nt
Organism: Limulus polyphemus (Atlantic horseshoe crab)
Lineage: Eukaryota; Metazoa; Arthropoda; Merostomata; Xiphosura; Limulidae
Product: TGF-beta receptor type-1-like
Exons: 7
Coding region: 41-1363 (440 amino acids)
Biological process (GO): nervous system development; cellular response to growth factor stimulus; activin receptor signaling pathway
Cellular component (GO): activin receptor complex; plasma membrane
Molecular function (GO): activin binding; ATP binding; activin receptor activity, type I
Source: RefSeq, a predicted model, not a curated record
UCCUGUUAUUUUUCUAAACAGGUGCAUUCCAAAGGAUAAUAUGUAUCCCCAGAACAAACCAAUACAUUGUCAAAACUCAGAGCGUGCAAGUUUCCAUUUUGUAAUUAAAUGCUGCAAAGAUUAUGACUUCUGUAAUCGUUUCCUCUCCCCAACAUUAGCUCCCCCUGCAGGUGAAGUAAAACCUGAGAAAGCACAAAGCAGGCAUUUGGGCACAUUAGAGAUUGCUCUGGUCAUAGCUUGUCCAAUAUGUUUGGUCUGUAUCGUGGUGCUAAUUAUCAUCUGGACAUGGCAACAGCGACAGCGGCUUCAUCUGUACCGACAACAACUGGAGUUGAACAUGGAAGCUCAGGAACCCAUGUUAGGAGCUGCCAUUAAGGACUUGAUUGAAAUGACAACCUCAGGGUCAGGAUCAGGGCUUCCUUUGCUUGUUCAACGAAGUAUUGCUCGCCAGAUUCAACUUCUGGAGGUGGUGGGGAAAGGACGGUAUGGAGAAGUUUGGAGAGGAAGAUGGAGAGGUGAACCUGUAGCUGUUAAAAUAUUUUCCUCACGUGAUGAGAAGUCAUGGUUUAGAGAAGUAGAGAUUUACCAGACUGUGAUGCUUCGUCAUGAGAACAUCCUUGGUUUUAUUGCCGCCGACAAUAAAGACAAUGGGACCUGGACUCAACUAUGGCUAAUUACUGACUACCAUGAGAAUGGGUCUUUGUUUGACUAUCUAAACAAAACAACUGUUGAUAUUGCUACAAUGUGCAAAAUGGCUUAUUCUAUAACUAAUGGACUAGCACAUCUUCAUAUGGAAAUAUUUGGAACACAAGGUAAGCCAGCUAUUGCUCACCGAGAUUUAAAAAGCAAGAACAUCCUUGUUAAGAAUAAUGGGACAUGCUCUAUUGCUGACCUGGGACUUGCUGUACGAUUUGACUCAUCUACCAAUUCAGUUGACAUCCCACCUAACUCUCGAGUAGGUACCAAGCGCUACCUAGCCCCAGAAGUGCUCGAUGAAACCAUCAACCUGAACCACUUCGAUUCAUUCAAACGGGCUGACAUUUAUGCCUUUGGAUUAGUACUAUGGGAACUUGCUAGGCGUUGCAAUGUUGUUGGUGGAAUGUAUGAAGAUUAUCAACUUCCCUACUAUGACAUGGUGCCAUCUGACCCUACCAUAGAAGAGAUGAGAAAGGUGGUGGCUACUGAUAAGCAGAGACCAGCCAUUCCAAACAGAUGGCAAUCUUGUGAGGCCUUGCGGGUUGUGUCCAGGAUUAUGAAAGAAUGUUGGUAUCAGAAUCCUGCUGCACGGCUGACAGCUUUACGUAUCAAAAAGACCAUAGCCAACUUAGGAGCUCAGGAAGACCUGAAGAGCAUGUGUGCCUGAAUACACAUUUUGUAAAGUGUUAACAUCAAUUUGGUUAAGAUAGAUUUAUUUUUGGGAAAGUUUUGACUGUUGCAUAUCAUUAUCAGUUUUUGUGUGUCCUUUUGGAUGAGAUUUAGUAUGUGUGAAAUACUUUAUACUUUUAGAAUUGUUGUCAUAUUUGUAUGACUGAGAAAGAUGACAUUUCAGUGAAACAAAAUUUGAGAAAUUAGUAUAUAAGUGUUAUGAGGGAAAUUGGACAAAACUGUUAAACUCAAAUUUAAGGCACUCUUAUGUGGAUGUUAUGAAUGAAGUUGGAGUUAAACAUGUAGGUUCAGUUUUAAGAAGUAAUUGUAUAGAUGUUUUGAAGAAAAAGUGAACCUACAUAAGUGCAAAUUUGAGAAAUCAUUGUGUAGAUUUGUGAAAAUAAAAAAGUGGAGGUACUUGGACAACCUCUGCACAUAUUGGUAUGUAGUAGACAUCUAAUAUUUUUAUUCAAAUCUAUCUGUGAUUAAGCCACAGGUCUGAUCGCAACAAGUAAUAUUGUCAGCCAAAUUUCAAAUGUAAUGAUUACCAUAAAACUUGUUCAUGAAUCAUACCAUUUUACAAAAUCCUCCAGUUGUGUAGCAGAAAAUACCAUCAGAGUAACUCCCGACUCAGAACUCCCAACUCAGCAUAUUUUAUUUUAACAACAUCUUCAACAUAUUACCUCAGUUGAUUUGAUAAUGUUACACAUCAUCUUUUCAUCAUAGCAAAGAGCCUUCAGCUAAUCUCUUGUGCUUCAUGGUCUAUCAUUACAAAGAAAAAUUAAAACUAUAUCACCAUAUAUAAGUUGCAUAGAAUUUUAUGUUGUUUGUUUAAUCAAAACCUUCAAAAACAUAUUGAUGAAUAAUGGAGGAUUAAUUAAUUAGUCAUACAGAUCUAUAGAUGAAAUUUUAUGUUGAGAAAGGUUGGUUCAGUCUGUAUUUUUUGAAAAACAUUUUGGAUAAAUUUAUCUCGUUAAGGCUAUGUUAGAAAGAGAUUUGAAUGAGGGUGUAUGUUGGGAAAAGGUUGUAUGUGAGAAAAUGUUGUUUAAAUAUUGUGUUGGAAGAAAUUCAGUUAAUAUUGCAGGAGUUUGGUUAAAUAGUAUGGUAGGAAGAAAUUAAGUUGAUGCUGUAUUUUGAGAAUGUUUUUAAAAUGUUUUAUGUAGAUUUUCAGUUGAGGAUUGUAUAUAUGUUGGAAAAAACUUUCACUUAUGUUUAAUGUUUGGAAAUUGUAUUUAAAAAACAGAUUUGGUUAAAGCUUUACGUUGGGAAUAAGUGUCAUUGAGACUGAAGGAGAUAAAAAAUUUUGGUUGAGUCUGCAUCUUGGAAGAGGUUUGGUUAUGAUUGUACAUAGUGGUAGAGGUUUGGCUAAGAUUGUAUAUAGCAAUAAAAGUUUGAUUAAGAUUGUAAGUAGUGGUAAAAGUUUGGUUGAAAUUGUACACAGAAGAAGAUUAAGAUUGUACAUGGGCAUCCCCCUGGAAAAUGUGAAACAUAAUUCUCUCUCUAUUUCUUUAUUCAUUCAUUGUAUGUAUAUGAUUUUUUUUAUUCAAUUCACAAUCUCACACUACUUUGCCCCUCUCUGGAUUACUUUCUGUAGACGCCCUUGCAUAGCAGUAGGGGUUUGGGUCAGAUUUAGUUUUUGAGGGAUGUUUAACCUGUUUUACAGGAUAAAUAUGGUUGGAAAUAGUUUGAUAUACUUGAUUGAUUAGUUUAAGUUACAGUAUUUUGUAAUUAAAUUAAUUAAGAAGUGGAUAAAUGAUGUUUUAGACUAGAAUAAAGUAGAAAAAGAAAGUAAUAUAUGGUGAAAUUGAGAUAGAUAUAUAGAUACCUUGGAAUAAAAUAAAAUGUUUUUUCCAUGGUUUAUUCAUAUCAAUAUAGAAGUACGGUGUUUUUUUUACAUACAUGAGGUUAAGGUAGAGAAUGUGUUUUCAUCCUUCUUCAAUUAAAAAUAAAACUGGCACCUUAAUAACCUGUGGAGUAAUAAGGUAUUGGAGAAAAGAAAACUGAAUUUUAUAAUUUGUGUAAGAUUAAUGUAGAUAGUGUAUUGAUAUCCAUCAAAGUAAAGUGAUAUUGUUUUUUUCAAGCUUUGUAGGAUUGAGUCAGAUGUGACAAUAUGAUUUCCUUAGGAGUGGAGUGGUCAUGGUAAUAUGAAUUAUAUGGGGUGAAGUAGUCAUGAUAUGAUUUGAUUUUGAGGGAAAUGGUCAUAAUACUGUGAUUUACAUGGGAGUAAAAUAGUCUUGAUGUCUGUUUCAGAUAAAAUAAUCUUGACAUAAUUUAUUUGAAAAUGAAGUAGUUAAGACAGUAUUGAUUUGUGAGUGAAAUAGUCAUAAUAUUAUUAUCUCAGAGAUAGAGUGUUAUGUAUUGAUUUAUUUGGGAAGUAGUCAAAGCAUUGUUAUUUACAAAUUCAUUAGGACAAAGUAAUUAUGAUAUUAUGACUUAUUUUGGAACACUUAUUUGGGGUGAGAUUGUCAUGGUAUGAUUUAUUUGGGAAUGAAAUAGUCAUGAUAUCAUGACUCUAAAAAUGAAUUAGUAUAAAUUCUACUUGAAACAAAAGUUGACAACAUAUACAAGGUUGUUGUUUUUCUGUUGUAGAUAGAAAAUGAAAUAACAUCAUAUUUAAUUAUGUGAAAUAGAAUGUUAAGUUUCCUGUCGAAAGAGACAAAAACACAUAAGUUGGUUCAUAAAGAAACUAAGCUUCAGGUUUGUACUCUAUGUAAACAGAUGAGUAUCCAAACUAAAUCUGUUUAGCUUAAAUUGACAUUUGUCUGCAAAGAUAUUAAAGCAAUAGAAUAUUCUUUGACUUUUAAAAUAUUUUUAUUGUCUGAAAAGCCUGAUGUCAUUUCUGUGUGAAUAUAUAAAAAGAAAAAAAGUUCAAGGUUAUGUUUAACAUGUGUUCACAUAUAAAAUACUUUGUGUUCAACUGAGUAGCCUCUAAGGCUCUUAGUGAUUGCUGAAGAUGUUGCACAUAGCUUUUAUUUGUUUGGGACGGAUUGGUUAAAUUGCCUUCUUGCUAAGUUUAUAAAAAUCCUCUUAAACAAAUGUACUUUACUAGUGAUGACUUUUUUUUUCUGAAACAUUUAUUUAAUCCACCUUUUUAAAUUGCUAGAAACAACUGAUAGACAAACAUCUGUCAAUGUGUUCAAAGUGAAUACAUCAGUUUUCUUUUAUUUAUUUCAUAAACUGUAUAGCAAUAGUUCCACUCAAAAAAUCAAACAUUGUUUCAAUUUUGUUAAGUCAUUUUAUAUGAAUCUUUAUCUUCUUUUGAAUGAACUCGUGUAGGAUAUGAACAGCAGUUAAAGUGGUUAAAAACCUAACUACCAUUUAAUACGUUGAGUAGAUAUUAUUAUUAGAUCCAGUGUUUAAGUUCUAAGUUUCCCUUUUAUUUUCUUUGACACUUUUUUGUAUUUUUGGUCUUUUUAAUUUUUUUUUUUUAUGAAGGUUGUGGUUUCAUUUCGAUGGCUGUUUCUUAUAUAUCCAAAAAAUGAUUCCACUUUGAAAAAUUCUUAAUUUAGUUGAAUGUAUUGAUGUUUUAGAAGUUGAAAGUUUUUUUGAUAAACAGUACUGAAACAAGAAAGUGUAAGUUAUUGAUAACUACAGUCUUUGGCUAUGGAAAUCAUGGAUAUUCCUACCAAUUUUUUUGUCAGUUGUGAGGAACUUAGUUACUUGGUGUUUUAACUCUGCCCUGUAAAGUAGUUGGUGGUGCUUGUAAAUUUUGAUUAUUUUUUAGAACUAAAUUCAAGUGAUCAUAUUACUUUGCUGAUACCAUACUUCUCUGUUGUAAGAAUAUUUAAGCUAGGAACUGAAGUCAUUAUUGUAAGGUGUAUGAAGUGAGAAUUACUUAAGUAUAUAAGAGGAUACUGCUCAAAACAGUAAAACCAUUUAAUAAACAUGUAAUGGAAGAGAAAUUAAAAUUAUAUAAGGUAAGGUUUUUUUUUAUAUAGUUAGCUCAUCACUUGAUGUAACUAACAAAGUACCUUUCAUCAAUGGUAUUUUACAGCAGUUUUUUCCACUACUCUGUUUAGAUAGAGGAUAGCGAUAUAUUUAUAUUUGUUAUCGAUGUUCAGUUACAAGAGUUUCAUCCACUGCUUUGUUUUUCUAGUAAUUCACAAGAGUUUUAUCUUGUUUCAUUUAAAUAUAGGCUAGAAGUGUACAUCUUGUCAGUAUUCAUUCACAGGAUUUUCAUCUUCUGCUCUUUUUAUCAAAAGCUUAACAGUAUAUGUCCUGUGAGUAGCCAUUAACAGGAUUUUCAUCAUCUACUCUGUGUAUCUGGAGGUUAACAGAACACACCUUGUUAGUAGUCAUUCAGAAUAUUUUCAUUGUUUACUCUGUUUGUCAGGAGACUAGCAGUAUAUGUCUUGUCAAUAAUCAUUUACAGGAUUUUGAUCUUCUACUCUGUUUAAUGAAAGAUUAACAGUAUACAUCUUGUCAAUAGUCACACAGGAUUUUCAACUUUACUCUGUUCAUUAAAAGGUGAGCAGUAUACAUCUUGUCAAUAAUCAUUCACAGGAUUUUCAGCUUUACUCUGUUCAUUAAAAGGUUAGCAGUAUACAUCUUAUCAAUAAUCAUUCACAGGAUUUUCAGCUUUACUCUGUUCAUUAAAAGGUUAGCAGUAUACAUCUUGUCAAUAAUCAUUCACAGGAUUUUCAUCAUCUACUCUAUUUAUCUGAAGGUUAGCAGUAUAUGUAUCGUCAAUAGUUAUUCACAGAACUUUCAAUUUUACUCACUUUAUUAAAAAUUUAGCAGUAUACAUCUUUUAAAUAUUCAUUCACACGAUUUUUAUCGUCUACUCUGUUUAUCUAGAGGUUAGAAGCAGGAUAUGUCUUGUUAAUAUUCAUUCACAGGAUUUUCAUCAUCCACUCUGUUUAUCUAGAGAUUAAAAGUAGUAGAUAUAUAUAUCCUGUGAAUAUUUAUUGGCAAGCUUUUCGUCUUCUCUUCUGUUUACUUAAAGAGUAACAGUAUGUUUCUUUUCAAUGUUUUUUUUCUCUUGAAUUUUAUCCAUUCAGACUAAUUUUUGUUCCUGGGAUGCUCAUCCAUCAUUUUUUAUAACUAGAGGCUACUAUGUAUCUCUAAAUUUGUUAUCAUUGUUUGUUUGAAGAAAAUUCAUCCUCUAUUUUGCUUAUCAAAAAAGGUAGCAGUGGAUUUUUCACAUGUGAUCAUUCAUGGAGUUUUCAUCCACUACUGUGUUUAUCUGCAUCAAAGCUGUGGAUAUAUGAUCAGUGUUUAUCCACAACAUUUCUGUUAAUACUUUCUGUUUACUUUGAGAUUAGGAGUAAAUUCUACUUUUUUUUUUUAAGCAAGUAUUAUUGUCUACCAUUUUGUUUACCUAGUGGAUAGAAGUAAAUAACUGAUUAAAACAUGUUCAAAGAAAUUGCAUCCAAAUUUUUUAUUUUCUUUUGAUAAAAAAAAGUGGUGAAGUUCCUCUGAUUGGACAAGUUCAUGAAAAACUUGUCUUUUAUACUGUGUACAAUUUGUUCCUGUGUUUAGUUUUCAAUUCUACAUUAUCAGAGCACUGACUCUUCAAAAACUACAGGUGUAAUCUUGUUAAAUAAUAAUUGUUUUUUUUUUACUUUCAUGUUGAAUAGUCAGUUUUCCUAUACAUGUUGAUUUCACCUUACCCAGGAUUUUUAUUUUGUUUGUAUUUUCAUACAUAUUAGUUGUGAUUAAAAAUGCACUUUUAUCAUAUAUUUAACACAACAAAAACCAUUCCAAAUCCACAACCUGGUCUGCACUUUUUAUGUUGUCAGAUCUACCUCAGUAAGUAAAUUCAAAACUUUAAAAAAAUAACCAUAAACAUUAUUCACAGCCUCUGAUUUCUAAACAGCAUCAUAGUAUCAAGUUCCACCAUCACUUACUUUCAGUGUUUGUUAAGAUAAAUCGUAGUUAUUGUGUAAUUAAAAAAGUCAGUAACUUAUGAAUUUCAGAUAUCACAUUUAGUGCAUUUGAACAAAAAUAUCAAAUUGGUUAUAGAACUAACAGCUACAAAAUAUUCAUAUUUUUGUAAUUCUCAAUUCUGCAGAUACUUGAAGAUUAUGUUUAUGUUGAUGAUGAGAGCCAGAAAACUUUUACUUAGAAUUAAUAUUUGUUAUAGUUCAAAUCAGAGACUGAAGUUUUUAAUGCAUUUAUGCAGUGUCAUGUAAGCAUUACUCUGUUAUAUGUCACAGAGUUACAUUUCAGCUUUAUUAGCCUUCUUUAAGAUAUAUUAAUUAAUUCUUCUUCACAUGAUAUCUUCUAGACUUUUCCCUAACUACUGGUAAAAGUUAAACAUUUAAUACUUUAUCUGUCAAACGAGGUCAUUAACUUUUCAGUUACCACUGUUAUGUAGAAGCUGGUAAGUUUACUUGAAACAGCUAGAUAAAUGUCUGAUUAUAUUUAUCUCAAUAAGUAACAAUAUUGUUUCAAUGUUUACAUAGAAAAGCCUAAAGUUUUUGAACAGAAACUUGCUGACUUAUAAAUGUGAAACAAAAGAUUUUUAUAAAUGUGUAGCUAGCCAAGACCUGAUUCAAUUUAUUUACUGUGUUUCUUUCUCUGUCAUUUGCUUUAAAGCAUCAAAUUUUAAUUUCAUUCAGCUCAUUUCAUUAACUUGUGUUCCUGAAAUGUGUAGAAAGUAUAAACAUUUGAAUUUAUACAUAUUUAUGACAUGAAUCUACAAUACUUUUUAAGAUAUCAGCAUCAAUUCACCAUUAUAGUUCAAGAAAUAAAACUUGCAUGAAACACCAUACAGUGUAGUUCUUGUUAAGGAACUUUGAUUUUAUUAGCAAAUGGUGGUAAACCUUCACUUAUCAAUGUUGUUCAUGUUAACGAACUUUGAUACAGCAAAUUAGUUUACUAGUUCAAACUUUUACACUGUAAAGUACAUUUCAUGUUAGCCUGGAUUUAGCAGUUUAGUUCACAUUUUUAAACUCUGAUCCUUGUUGUUGGUCAUACUACAUCAGAUUAUUUUAUUAGGAGUCAACAGUGUAAUUCACAUUGUUAAACCUUGACUCUACAGUGUAGUUCAUGUUAUCAAACCAUAACUCCAUGGUAUAUCUCAUUGAUUCAGACUUUGACUGUUCGUUGUAGUAUGUUAUUAAAUCAUUACUUGAUAAUGUGGCUCACAGUGUAGUUAAUUUUAUCAAAUGUUGACUAUGGUGUAUCUUGUUCAUUCAAACCUUGACUUUUCAUUGUUGUAAAUUAUUAAAUCAUUACUAAAUAAUGUAAUGUACAUUGUCAAACCUUGAUAUUGUAGUGUUGUUCAUAUUAUUAAAUCUUAAGUGACAUUAUAUUUUAUUAGUUAAAAUCUUGAUAUUAAACUGCAGAUCAUUAUUGAAUCUCAUCUAUAUGGUGCAGUUUGUGUUGUUAAACCUUGAUUAAAAGUGUAUUUUAUUAAUUCAAAUGUUGGCUAUACACCGUACUUCGUGUUAUUUAAUGAUGACACAACAGUGUAGUACAUAUUUGUUUAAUCUUGAUUAAAUGAUAUGUUUUAUUAAUUCAAAUCUGAAAUUGACAUUUCUAAAACCUAAAGUAGUGUAGGUCAAGUUAUUAAAACAUUUUUUCUACAGUGAAGUAUAUAUUAUCAAGCUUCAACUCUACAAAGUAGUAUAUGUGAAUUUUAUAAAGUUAAAUCUUAGUUCUUUUGUAUAGUCAUGAUUUCGAGCAUUCAGUUUUAAAUAUGUUCCACCGUGUUAUUAACAGUGAUUCUUAGAUAUCAUCACAUCUUUCUUCAGUGUAAUUUAUUAAGAUACAUUUUUGUUGUAGUUUAUUUAUGAUGUUUUUUACUAUGCCAGAUAUUUGCUCUUACUAUAUUUUGUAAUAUUAUUUUUGAUUUUAUAAUUUAUCCCUUGAUGUUAGACCCUAUUCUUGAAUGUAUUUUUUACUGUUAAUUCUUGAUUCUGUAUGUGUGUAUUUUUAACAUUUUUGAACCUAUGCUCUUAACUCUUGGUACUCUUUUUUCUUUUUUUUCAUGAUAAUAAAACCUUCAGUCUUUGUUACAUUUUAUAUGUUAAGUUUUGAUUUUGUAUUUAUCUUUGUAGUGCCUCAUUUUCAUUUUUUGUUAUAUUUUGUGAUGUUACAUUCUGUGCUUUAUUACAGACUUCAUUCCUUCAUGAUUUUAGGUUUUAUCUUUCAUCAUGUUAAGUCUUGACUCUAUAAUGUAAGUUAUGUUGUAAAAUCUUAUUUCUUUGGCAUGUAAUAAUGUUAAAUAUUUGAUCUAUGAAGAAUUUAUUAUAUUUCACUCUGAUUUCUAUAGUAUAUCUAAUGGUGCUAUAUCUAGAUUAUAAACAAAUCAAUUAUGUUUAUCUUUAGUCUGUAGAUUAUUUCAUUAGAAUAUAUGGUGUAUUUCAUGAAGUUAAAUUACAUAGUGAAAUGCAUGACUUAAAAUCAUUGUUUACAGUUUAAUGUCCAAAUUUACUAAAUGUUUAUGUUAUUCCUUGUGUAAAAUUAUUUUUACUCAUUGGAUAACUUGUGAACCUCUUUCUAUACUUCUUUCAGUGAAAGUUUAGGUAGUGUAAAUGUCUCAAGCAGGCUUGUAUGGGCAGGAACUAACUAAGGUCAGUUUUUGGACAAUGUUUUGGUUGUCAUCCUCAUUGAGACUUUUUUCUGGUCAGAGUAUUAUAAGAAGAUAGGACUUCUAAGAAGGUGAUUCAGGCAUGGUUGUAGUAGAUAGUUUUAUUUUUCUGGGCUCUGUACCAUGGUCUUGCAUAGGAACUAUGAUUUGGUUAAAAUUUUAUGAAACAGUGGGUUCUCCAAGUUAUUAAUUUCUGUGCCUAAAAAUUUGUUAAAUACUGGUUUUUGAAUUUUGAUCUGUGCACAUUUUCCAAUGUUUUGCUGUGUUUGAAAUGUGACAUUUGUGUCAUUGUAUAUGUAAUAGCAAGUUUUUCCAUGUGUAGUAGCCCUGCAGCAUCUUUGCAUUAUAUUUAUAUGCACUGGGCAAUUAGUAGAACUCUUUUCAAUAGAAACCAAAAUGAUGUCUACAAGUAGUUCCUGUCCAUACACACUUGCUUUCAGUACUGCUGCUAAAAAUUAGUUUACCUGUCUGAAAACUCAGAAAAGAAAUUGUAAGAACCAGACCCCCUUGGAUAUAUUUAGUUCAGUACAAAGUGCUUUUUGACUGCCAGUACUUAAUCAGUAAAAACAUACCAACAUGACACAUUGAAGAGUUGGGGUAGUCUUAUUACCUUUAUAUAGUUUAAUGUUACUAAUAAAUGUACAACUACUAUUAAGAUUUACAGGGGAAAAUGACUCCAUCCAUCCACCAUUUGUUCUUUAACUCUGUGAAAGUAUAAUUAUUUUCAUCUUUCAUGUACCAAGAUUUUGUUGAUUAACAUUUCAUGUCUUAAGUUUUAAUAAAGGAGUUAAGUGCCUCAUCAAGCUUUUACACAGAAGACACUGUACAAUUAAUUUACAAUUACCAGAAUAAUAGCUGACAGAAAAGUAUCAAAAUAUUCUCAAUUACUUUAGUUUACUGUUAUAGAAAAUGCCUCAUUUCUUCCAGUUGCCCAAUUGCACUAGACUCUGAUUGCUCACUACCUAAUUUUACCUGUAUUUUCUAACAGCUAUUUGCUCUGCCAAACUUCUUUUUCCAUCUAAAACCUUGGAACUUAAUGCAUUGAACCUUGUAUCAAAAUUUCAUCUUUGCAGGUUGUUAUAAUUUUCAAAAUGAACUAAUAAAAAAAAAAAGGACCAUAUAAUUUUAUUACUGAAAAUGCUGUUGGUUUUCUGUAUUAACACUUAGGAUUGUCCAAUAAAAGACUUAUUAUUGUUUUUGCAGUAUUUUGAGAAAGUGAUAGAAAUGGCAACUCACUAAUUAUUGGUUUAAAAUUUUGAUAAAAAUAUACUAUUUUUUCUUUUAUAUAAUUUACAGUUACUUAACUAGUGAUUUGAUUCAGCUUAAAGUUAAACAGUUAUAGUGGUUUUAAUAUUGAUGUCAUUUCAUGUAUUUAGAAUAUAUUAAGUAUUGCUUUAGUAAUUGUGAGUGUAUAAGGUUAGAUCUGACUUCCAUGAGAUGAUAGUUGAAAAAAAAACAUAUAUCAUAGAAGACAGCAGUUAUGCUUAGCUGGUACUGCUUUGUUGCCUUGACUGAAAGACUAGCUAAAAGAGGAUGAAGAACGUGUCUUCACAAUUUUUAUUCUUUGCUCAUCUCUUGCCAUAUACCCAGGCAUGAGAACUUAUGGUGCAUGAUAUAUAUUGUGCCUUUAGUCUUUUAGUAAAUGCUAAUUAUCUAAGAGAGAGCAGUCAUUUUUUAUCUGGAGGGUGGGCUAAAGGGAAGUUCAAAAACUGACUGCACAAAAAAGUGUACCCCCCCCCAUUUCUCUACACAGAAAUGUAACCCACCCUUUUGUUCUGUGCAAAGAAAGGUACUCCCUUCACCCCUCUAUCUCAAAAUGGAGUAACUGACAAUUAUAUAUUGAAGCAUACACAAUUAAUUUGGAUAAGAUGUAUUUCAUAGUGGUCAUUCUGCCUACAUGGUUGUGUUUGAUACUGAUAACACUAUAUAAAUGCCUUAAAGCAUAUUUGUAAUUGAUAUAAUGAAUUACCUUAGUGACAAAAAAUAUCUAGCAUGAUAGUGGAUGUGAAAAAAUGAAUUUCCAGCCCCAGCACUUAUAGUCCUAUUUCACAGAAUACAUCUAUAAUUAUGGCUAUUGGCCACACACAUCACAACAUUAAUUGACCAUAUUUUUAAAAUUAUAUCCAACAUGCCAACUGUAGGGUUUAUAAUUACAACUGAAAUUACUGAUCAUUUCUUAGACAUAAACAAUAGGUUCUUGAUGAACACCUAUCCUGCUUACAAAACUAGUACAGAGGUAUAUUAACACUUCCAAAUGUGGUAAACUUUAAAACUAUCUGUUUAUAUGAUGCACCUUAUCCAUUUUUCCUAUGGUUACAUCCCAGUGUAAUCUAUUUCCUAAAAUAAAUAUUCUGUUUUUCAAAAUUAGUAAAAUAAUUAAGUCAUACUCAAACUGUUAUCAGUUUUUUCAGGCCAAAAUUAUUUGUAUGUUUUGUUUCUGAUUGAUAAUUAUAAGUUGUUUUAUUACAAUCAAAUAUGUUUUUGACAUGCACUGGACAUUUCUGAGGUGUAUUUGAAGACCAAUGCAAUCUUUUUAGAAAAUUAUGUUUAAGGAUGAAUCUCCACAUAGGUUUGACUUUGUAAUCUGAAUUAAGUUUGUCAUAAAAACUGAGUUCUGUAUUUGAAAACUUUUAGUUUAAUACUGAGCAUUUAAUUGCAGGCAUAUUUUGGUUAAACUGUUUUUCCUUUAUGCAUACUACUUGAAAUGAAAUUACAAAUAAUCAUCAGGAGCUUUCUUAUGUCAAGAGUUAAAUUAAAGAGUCUGGUUGAGUAUGAAAUCCUAUCUUUUGCUACAUAUGUUCCUUACCAUGUUUGGUAUUCAUCACAUGGAAAAUGAUGUACAGUUGUAUUUUUCUCCGUGUUUUUAUUUUUAUUUAUUUUUUCUCUCACCAUGCACGGAAAAGUGACCUCCCCUUUUGACUUGCAUGCACAGAAGUCUUGCCCUUCCCCGAUAAAUAAUGACUGCUCCCUAAUAUUAAAACAGCAAUGGUUUGUCAUGGUGCUUACGACCAAGGAAAGUGAUUAGGUAUGAUAUUCAUAAAUUUUCAUGUUAAUCUUGUUGUUGUGAAAUAUUUUGCAUCGUGAAAAUAUGUGGUGGCUUAGAAAUAGAAAUACCUGGAAUGUUUGACAGUGUAUGUGAAGUUUGUCAAUGUUGCCAAUAGUUUUAUUCAGAAAAUAAAAUUAUCUGCUUCUGUUGUUUAUGAAGCUCUCAUCUGGCA